AUGGCCCUUCCUUAUUAUCACAACCCGUCCCUUCCUAUUCCUCCCCCCGCCUACUUCCGGGGAGUCUACAACGAGGUCUACGGACCUCACCCUGAGAUGAACUUCGGGAUACUCACCGCACCUGAGUCCGGAGUUGUCUCCAACAAAACCGAGGUGCCAGUGAAGAAGUCCCGCGCCCGAAAAUGCUGGGACUUGAUGUGGGCCAAGCCUAAGAACUGGUGGUCAGCCCGCAGUGAGACUGAGAAGUCUGCCUGGCGAUAUCUGCUGGGUUUGUUGAUCAUCGCGGCCAUUAUGGCUGUGCUGGCUGCAAUGGUCUAUCUGUUCCAUGCAUUAACCCUUCGAGAGUUGGCUGAGCAACGGGAAAAGUGGCACGAAAAAAGGAUUGACACCGUGAAGCAGGAUGAUGAGAUUGAAAGGCGCAUACUGCCCGUCAAAUACCCACUCACCAUCACCGAGUCUGCGUGCCCAUCGGAAGCACGCGCUUGGGGCCUGUCAACGACAUCGACAGCCCAGCCCAGCACAAUCGCCGUGUCCUUCACGGCAUGA
This is a messenger RNA of Penicillium daleae, 546 nucleotides long. RefSeq lists its product as uncharacterized. Bases 1 to 546 code for a protein of 181 amino acids. NCBI's taxonomy places the organism in Eukaryota, Fungi, Ascomycota, Eurotiomycetes, Eurotiales, Aspergillaceae. The transcript is spliced from 2 exons. The record is from RefSeq and is a predicted model, not a curated record.